Molecule: messenger RNA, 444 nt
Organism: Cylicostephanus goldi
Lineage: Eukaryota; Metazoa; Nematoda; Chromadorea; Rhabditida; Strongylidae
Source: the annotation of a GenBank genome assembly
AUGAGGUCAGCAAUCCACAGGCAUUUGUUUUUCAAGAGGAAAUGGGCGGAGCCGACUCUAGUGGGCGUGUUUGGCCUUCAGGGCGGAGUUGGCAUUAGUGGGCAGGGUUGAUCUGUCUCGCGAAAUCGUGCCACUCGUCUUGCCUUGAUACCUCCAAAUGAACGUACUAAUAACCUCGGCCCCCUGAAGAUUGAGAAUGGGCCUAUAGAUCCUUCCCUGGGCAAUUAUGCCUCUAAACCUGAUGAAAGCCCAUCUUCUCCUAUACCACCUGCACCUGCACCUUCAAAUCCACCCGAGCAGCCUACUCCACCAAAGAAAGGCCAAUCAUUCUCUGUAUCUUUUGUCACGACAAUAUCUCCUGCCAAAUCGAAGCUGUGCAAUGUUACUACUCCGUGCACACCACCUCCAGCUCCACCUCCUCCACCUCCUGGCCUUCUGAAGAAA